AUGCAGGUCGUCGUCGCGGGCGGCACGGCCGGCCUGAUUGCGCGCUUCAUCGUCGCCCCCCUCGACGUCGUCAAGAUCCGCCUCCAGCUGCAGUCCCACUCCCUCUCCGACCCCCUUCUCUUUUCUCGCCGCGACAUCCAGGGCGGGCCUGUGUACAAAGGCACCCUGCGCACCAUGCGUCACAUUUUACGGCACGAAGGCCUGGCGGGCCUCUGGAAGGGCAACGUCCCGGCCGAGCUGCUCUACGUGUGUUAUGGCGCUGUCCAGUUUACAGCCUACCGCGCGACCUCGGUCGCUCUCGACCGUGUGCAUGCCGCCGCCGGCACCGCGCCCUGGCCGCAUACCGACUCGUUUGUCUCCGGCGCCGCGGCCGGUGCGGCCGCUACGGCCGCCACGUACCCGCUCGAUCUGCUGCGCACCCGCUUUGCCGCCCAGGGGAGCGGGGCCGACCGCGUGUAUGCCAGCCUGCGCGGCGCCGUGCGCGACAUUGCGCGCGACGAGGGCGGCCGCGGCUUCUUCCGUGGCCUGGGCCCGGCCCUGAUCCAGAUUGCGCCGUACAUGGGCGCCUUCUUUGCGUGCUACGAGGGCCUCAAGCCCGUCGCCGGCCGCUUGGCGGGCCAUGUGGGCCAGAACAUCGGUGCCGGCGACGCCGCUGCCGGCGUGGUGGCGGCCGUGGCCGCCAAGACGUGUGUCUUCCCGCUCGACCUCGUGCGCAAACGCAUCCAAGUGCAGGGCCCGACGCGCAGCCGCUACGUGCACAAGAACAUUCCCGUGUACGACGGCAACGUCGUGCGGACGCUGCAGACCAUUUUGCGGGCCGAGGGUCUGCGCGGCUUGUACAGAGGCCUCACGGUCAGCCUGAUGAAGGCCGCUCCAGCCAAUGCGAUUACGAUGUGGACGUACGAGCGGGUGCUGCACCUUUUGGUCCGCCUCGACGGGGAGAAGAAACAGCCCUCCUCGACCGUCUCCCGCACCGCGUGCACCUUGUCGUCCGCGUACGUCUUGGUCACCUCCGCGUGCACCUUGGCAAAGCUCGCCGUCCGCUCCAGCGCCGCGCGUGUCCGCAGGUGCGCCUCCGCGACCGCCGGCACGCGCUGCUCGUACUUCCACGCCAGGUCGGCGCAGUUGCGCAUCGUCACGGGCAGCAGCGCCCACCCGGCGCCGACGCCAAACGCCAGGGGCACCGUCGCCCGCAGCAGAAUGUUGCUGCGCCGCGUCACAAUGCUGCCAGCCAUGCCCGCCACGAGCACGUACACGGCGCCCGGCAGCAGUCGCUCGCCGCUCUCGCGCGACGGCGCCAGCGACGCCAGCGUCUCCGUCAACGACCGCUCCAGGCCAAACAGCUGGUCGGCCGUGCGGUUGACGCCGUCCUCGGCCUUGCACGCUUGGCGGUACAGGAACAGACGGGCGCGGCCGAUCUGGCCGGCGAGGCGAUCGGUGGGCGUCGGGCCGCGGGGGCGGCGGACAGCCGUGGGGGGUUCCGACGCAGCGGACGAGAACGAGGGUAUUAUGGAGGAGGCGUCAGACGGUGAAGAGGACGAGGAGGUGUCGUCGGUCGAGGCAGGCGUCGGUGUCGACGUCAGCGUGGCCGACGUGGCCGGCGCGUCGUAG
Molecule: messenger RNA, 1611 nt
Organism: Sporothrix schenckii 1099-18
Lineage: Eukaryota; Fungi; Ascomycota; Sordariomycetes; Ophiostomatales; Ophiostomataceae
Exons: 2
Coding region: 1-1611 (536 amino acids)
Biological process (GO): thiamine pyrophosphate transmembrane transport
Cellular component (GO): mitochondrial inner membrane
Molecular function (GO): thiamine transmembrane transporter activity
Source: RefSeq, a predicted model, not a curated record